GAGUGACAGAGAGUAAAAUAGAACAGAGAAACGGAGAGAGAUUGAGACAUUGGCAAAAGAAAGAAAGCAGGAGGUAAGAGAGCAGAUAGGAAUAGAGAGAGAGAAGUAGAGGAGGGGGAGAGUGAGAGAGAGGAGAGGAGAAGACAGGGAGUGAGAGACAGAGGGAGGGAGAGGGGGAGAGAGUGGCGGAUUGGUCUGGGCCCUGCCCCCACCCGUGUGUCCUUUGCACCAAGGAAGGGAGUGUUGAGCCCCACAAGGGACAGGACGCGAGGGCAGGGGACGGGAUGUCCACCCCCGAGCCCCAUCUGUACAACUGCAGCCGGGGCCCUGGAACACCCCAGCAUCCCUUCGGGACGAGGGGCGAGGCCGGGCUGGGCGAGGCCGAGGCCUCCAUCGACUUGGCGGGCUACGUGAUGGAGGGCAGCGAGGAGUUCCUGUCCGACCUCUUCUCCAAGCAGGAGCGGCUGAAGGCCGAGGUCCCCCCUUUCCACUACCCGUUCUCCACGGCCCCUCAGCCCUACUACACCCAGCCCUACGGCGCCGAGCGCAAGGUGGGAGGGCGCUUGGCCUACGAAGCAGGCCUACCCCCCGUGAAGGAGGAGCCGGGUGACGGGGGUGCACACAGCCUGACGCCGGCCUACCAGGCCCUGCACUACCAGGUGGCCCAUGUGGGGCAGACCAAUGUACAACUGGGCCCAGGAUCCAUGACCGGCCACUCAGCCAACCGGCUUUACAAGGCUCCGGUGUCGGUCGGCAGCGCGGCCGGUCCGUGUCCCCCGGGCAUGCGGGAGCGCUUGCCACUCGGCGGCAAGACGAAGAAGGCGGUGAACAAGGACAGCGUGGAGUACCGUCUCCGCCGGGAGCGCAACAACAUCGCGGUGCGGAAGAGCCGCGACAAGGCGAAGCGGCGGAACCUGGAGACGCAGCAGAAAGCGCUGGAGUUCAUGUCGGAGAACGAGCGGCUGCGGAGCCGGGUGGAGCAGCUGACCCAGGAACUGGAGACCCUGCGCGGUCUCUUCCGCCAGCUGCCCGAGGCCGGGGCCACCCAUUCCCGGCCCUAGGCUCCGCCG
Molecule: messenger RNA, 1070 nt
Organism: Mobula hypostoma (lesser devil ray)
Lineage: Eukaryota; Metazoa; Chordata; Chondrichthyes; Myliobatiformes; Myliobatidae
Product: CCAAT/enhancer-binding protein epsilon-like
Exons: 2
Coding region: 285-1061 (258 amino acids)
Biological process (GO): regulation of transcription by RNA polymerase II; DNA-templated transcription
Molecular function (GO): RNA polymerase II cis-regulatory region sequence-specific DNA binding; DNA-binding transcription factor activity, RNA polymerase II-specific
Source: RefSeq, a predicted model, not a curated record